AUGGCUUCUCAGCGAGUGUUCCAGCUUGGCCUGCGCCGCGCAGCUGCCCCCAGCUUCAGGAUCCAGCCGGCCGGCCGCACCAUCCAGAAGAGACUUGCCGCCACAGAAUCCGGCUCGCAGGAACUCGCCGCCGAGAUCCUGCGCAAGCAGCGCCUCAACCGCCCCGUCGCCCCGCAUCUGUCCAUCUACCGCCCGCAAAUCACCUGGAUCGCGUCGUCGUUCAACCGCAUUACCGGCAUCACGCUAUCCGGCUCGCUGUACUUGUUCGGACUCGCGUACCUCGCCGCGCCCUACACGGGAUGGCACCUCGAGACGGCGUCGAUGGUUGCGGCGGUCGCGGCGUGGCCCGUGGCCGCUAAGAUCGCGCUGAAGAGCUUCUUCGCGUUCCCCAUGUUCUUCCACUCGUUCAACGGUGUGAGGCAUUUGCUCUGGGAUAUCGGUGUUGGGUUCACCAACCAGCAGGUUAUCAGGACUGGCUGGUCGGUUGUUGGUCUCACGGCUAUUACGUCGCUGUACUACAUCUUCUUCCAGUAG
This is a messenger RNA of Boeremia exigua, 534 nucleotides long. RefSeq names its product mitochondrial succinate dehydrogenase cytochrome b560 subunit C. Gene Ontology annotation, cellular component: membrane. Gene Ontology annotation, biological process: mitochondrial electron transport, succinate to ubiquinone; tricarboxylic acid cycle. NCBI's taxonomy places the organism in Eukaryota, Fungi, Ascomycota, Dothideomycetes, Pleosporales, Didymellaceae. The record is from RefSeq and is a predicted model, not a curated record. The transcript is spliced from 2 exons. The coding region runs from base 1 to 534 and encodes 177 amino acids. Gene Ontology annotation, molecular function: electron transfer activity; succinate dehydrogenase activity.